Molecule: messenger RNA, 1262 nt
Organism: Syngnathus typhle (broad-nosed pipefish)
Lineage: Eukaryota; Metazoa; Chordata; Actinopteri; Syngnathiformes; Syngnathidae
Gene: dlx5a
Product: distal-less homeobox 5a
Exons: 3
Coding region: 191-1045 (284 amino acids)
Biological process (GO): anatomical structure formation involved in morphogenesis; cell differentiation; regulation of transcription by RNA polymerase II
Molecular function (GO): DNA-binding transcription factor activity, RNA polymerase II-specific; RNA polymerase II cis-regulatory region sequence-specific DNA binding
Source: RefSeq, a predicted model, not a curated record
GGAUUUAACCAAGUCUUUGCUGCGCGCCUGGCUGCAGUCUUCAACAGAGCCCGACGACCCGAGACUAUUCCCACAAUGUCAGUGUAGUUUCCAUGCCACUUUGGAGCCUCUACGCCUCUUUUUUUUUCCUAUUUUGUAUUUUUUGUUUUGGUUGUACCCAUUGAACUAUUCCAAGCGUCCCUUCCGAAGUAUGACUGGAGUAUUUGACCGGAGAAUCCCGAGUGUCAAACCAGCAAAUUUCCAGACUUCUUUCCAGCUCGCCACCAUGCAUCAUCCCUCCCAGGAAUCUCCUACUUUACCUGAGUCCACCGCCACGGAUUCUGGCUACUACAGUCCGGCCGCUGGAGUCUCUCACGGUUACUGCUCGCCCACUUCAGCCUCGUACGGAAAGGCGCUCAACGCCUACCAGUACCAGUACCCGGGCGUGAACACAUCUGCUGGGAAUUUUCCGACCAAAUCUUACUCAGACUACAGCUCAUACACGACUCCAGCCUACCACCAGUAUGCUGGUGCUUACAGCAGAGCUCAGCCGAGUCCACAAGAAAAGGAAAUUGCUGAGCCUGAGGUGAGGAUGGUGAACGGGAAGCCGAAGAAAGUGCGGAAACCUCGGACUAUCUACUCCAGUUUCCAACUAGCUGCCCUGCAGAGACGCUUCCAGAACACGCAGUACCUCGCCUUGCCCGAAAGAGCCGAACUGGCUGCUUCGCUGGGUCUCACGCAAACACAGGUGAAAAUCUGGUUCCAGAACAGGAGAUCCAAAAUGAAGAAGAUCAUGAAAAACGGCGAGCUCCCCCCGGAACACAGCCCCAGCUCCAGCGACCCCAUGGCGUGCAACUCACCACAGUCCCCCGCCGUGUGGGACACACACGGGCCCUCCAGGCCGCACAGCCUGCAGCCACAAAGCCUCAACACGUCGGCCUCUAACUUUUUGGAAAGCUCGGGGUCGUGGUAUCCCUCUUCGGUCGGAAGCGCUGUGGCCGCUCACCUGCAGACCCCCAACUCGAUACAGCACUCGUUGGCUCUCGGAGCGGGGACGUUAUAUUAAAAAAAAAAAAAAAAAUCACAAAAAACAAAACAAAAAAAACUGUUGUUCAUUUAUUUUUUUUCUAAAAAAAAAAAACUUCUAUGGGACUCGUGUUGACAUUUCAGGGGAAUAUGCAAUGUAUUUGACAGUCAUAGAAGAAAGGUGUAAAAUGUGUAAAUGUGUGCAUGUAAUUUAUUGCAUUUUUGAAGACUAUUAAACGUUUAAAUGGACAAUGGAA